AUGCUGGGCUAUGCUUUCUGCGGACUCGCCAUGCCAGCAGAAUCAUGGGAAACAUGUACAGAUUUUGCUGUAAUUGGCGGCAGUGUUGUUGGCCUCUCGCAUCUCGCAAUCUGGAAGUUUCCUGAGAUACUCAACGACUUCCAUCUCUAUGAUUCGACGGCCAGACCUUGGGAAGAUACUCCUGCCGCUUGGGGCGAGGACGAUGGUCCUGAUGCCAAGGUUGAAGUCAAACCUCGCGUGGAACUUGUCAACGCGAAUUUGGGAGCAUGGCCUUGA
Molecule: messenger RNA, 276 nt
Organism: Aureobasidium vineae
Lineage: Eukaryota; Fungi; Ascomycota; Dothideomycetes; Dothideales; Saccotheciaceae
Source: the annotation of a GenBank genome assembly